GUUUUGUAGGGCAGGAGGAUUCGGGAGCCGCCAAGCAUGCCAGAUCUUCCAUGACCCCAUUCCUCUUCUUGUAACACAGCACAUCUUCAGAGUUGUCGACAUUCUUCCAAGACACUAGAAAAUGAACAAAUCCCAGACCACAGGACCUGUAAAGAGAUGUUCUUUUCUUCAUGCCAGAUAUUGAUUGAACAGAAAUUCCAGGGAUCAGUAUCAUUUGAGGAUGUGACUGUGGGCUUUACCCAGGAGGAGUGGGAGCACCUGGACCCUGUGCAAAGGUCCCUGUACAGAGAUGUGAUGCUGGAGAACUAUAGCCACCUUGUCUCAGUGGGGUAUUGUGUUACCAAACCAGAGGUGAUCUUCAGGCUAGAGCAAGGAGAGGAGCCAUGGAUAUUGGAGGAAGAAUUCCCAAGCUGGAGCUUCCCAGAAAUCUGGGAAACCGAUCACACAAAAGAAAGGAGCCAUGAAAACCAGCCUAAACAUGUGUGGGAAGUUGCAUUCAUCAAUAAUAAAACGCUAACUAAAGAGCGAGGUAAUGUAGGAAGACCACUUAACUUGGACACACAUACUUUUCCUCCCAGAAAAACCCUCUGUCAGUGUGACUCAUGUGGAGUGAGUUUCAACUGUAUUUCAGAAUUGUUUAUCAAUAAGAAAAACUAUUUAGGAAAAAAGACUGAUGAAUUUAAUGCCUGUGGAAAAUUGCUACUCAGUAUUAAACAUGAGAAAACUCAUACUAGAGAGAAAAGUGAAUUUUUUAAAAAUGGGAAAACUUUUAGUCAUGAUGAGGACUCUAUUCAUCAUAAGAAGAUUCAAACUCUAGAGCAAAAUUUUGAUUAUAACAUUUAUCAGGAAACUUUCCUUGAAAAGGCAAUAUUCAGUACAUACAAGAGAGAGAUCACAAAAGGGAAUGACUGUGAAUGUAAUGAAUAUGGGAGAACCUUCUUUGAUAACUCCUCCUUAUUCCAUCAGAUAAAUUCCUCAAAGGAAAAUCACUAUGGAUUUAGUUGUGGAAAAUCCUUAUGUGUGAAGUCUACCCUUCUGAAACAUCAUGGGGCACAUAUGAAACACUAUGAAUGUAAUGAAAGUGGAAAUAAUUUCAGGAGGAAUUUAUGCCUUUCACAACUUCAGAAAACUGAUAAAGGAGAAAAACACUUUGAAUGUAAUGAAUGUGGGAAAGCGUUUUGGGAGAAGUCCCACCUCACUCGACAUCAGAGGAUACACACAGGAGAGAAGCGCUUUCAGUGUAAUGAAUGUGGGAAAACUUUCUGGGAGAAGUCAAACCUCACCAAACAUCAGAGGUCACACACAGGGGAGAAACCCUAUGUGUGCAGUGAAUGUGGGAAAGCCUUCAGCCACAAGUCAGCCCUCACAUUACACCAGAGAACACAUACUGGGGAGAAACCCUAUCAGUGUAAUGCAUGUGGGAAGACCUUUUACCAGAAGUCAGACCUCACUAAACACCAGAGAACACACACAGGGCUGAAACCCUAUGAAUGCUAUGAAUGUGGCAAAUCUUUCUGUAUGAACUCACACCUUACAGUGCAUCAGAGAACUCAUACAGGUGAGAAACCCUUUGAAUGUCCUGACUGUGGGAAAUCUUUCUGUCAGAAGUCACAUCUUACACAACAUCAGAGAACUCACAUAGGAGAUAAACCCUACGAAUGUAAUGCAUGUGGGAAAACUUUCUACCACAAGUCAGUACUCACCAGGCAUCAGAUAAUUCAUACAGGGUUGAAACCUUAUGAAUGUUAUGAAUGUGGGAAAACCUUCUGCUUGAAGUCUGACCUCACAGUACAUCAGAGAACUCACACAGGGGAGAAGCCCUUUGCAUGCCCUGAAUGUGGGAAAUUCUUCAGCCAUAAGUCUACCCUCUCUCAGCAUUAUCGGACACAUACAGGGGAGAAACCCUUUGAAUGUAACGAAUGUGGGAAAAUCUUCUAUAAUAAAUCAUACCUAACAAAACAUAAUAGAACACACACGGGGGAGAAACCCUAUGAAUGUAACGAAUGUGGGAAAACCUUCUGCCAGAAGUCUCAGCUCACUCAGCACCAGAGAAUUCACAUAGGUGAGAAACCCUAUGAGUGUAAUGAAUGUGGAAAGGCUUUCUGUCAUAAGUCAGCUCUAAUUGUCCACCAGAGAACUCAUACAGAAGAAAAGCCCUAUAAAUGUAAUGAAUGUGGAAAAUCUUUCUGUGUGAAGUCAGGACUUAUUUUACAUCAGAGAAAACACACAGGGGAGAAACCCUAUGAAUGUAACGAAUGUGGGAAAUCCUUCAGUCACAAAUCUUCCCUCACAGUGCAUCACAGAGCCCACACAGGAGAGAAGUCUUGUCAGUGUAAUGAAUGUGGGAAAAUAUUUUACCGUAAAUCAGACCUUGCUAAACAUCAGAGAUCACACACAGGGGAGAAGCCCUAUGAAUGUAACACAUGUGGAAAAACCUUCUCUCAGAAGUCAAACCUCAUUGUGCAUCAGAGAACACACGCAGGACAAAAACCUUAUGAUUGUCGCGUCGGCCGCCGCGGCCUCGCGAGAAGACGGCCCCGGAUGCUCCCGCGGCUCAGGGCCAGGCGCAGGCGGGGGUGCGUGGCUGCUGUCCCCUUACAGUUAUCCACAGUCUUCCAGGGCCAGCAGAAGAUGAUCACAUCCCAGGGAUCAUUGUCAUUCAGGGAUGUGACUGUGGGCUUCACCCAGGAGGAGUGGCAGCACCUGGACCCUGCGCAGAGGUCCCUGUACAGGGACGUGAUGCUGGAGAACUAUAGCCACCUUGUCUCACUGGGGUAUUCCAUUUCUAAACCAGAAGUGAUCCUCAAGUUGGAGCAAGGAGAGGAGCCGUGGAUAUUAGAGGAAGAGUUCCCAAGCCAGAGUGACCCCGAAUUAAUUAAUAAUAGUAGAAACUAUUCAAGAAAGAAGUUCAGUGAGUUUAACAAAGGUAGAAAUUGGCUCCAUAAUAAGUAUGAAAGAAUUCAUUCUGAAGAGAAACCUUAUGAAUAUAAUAAAAAUGGGAAUGGCCUCCACCUUAAUGAAGACUUUGUUCACCAUCAGAAAAUUCAAAUUUUGGAGCAACCUUUUGAAUACAGUGAAUGUAGGAAAGCUUUCCAUGAGAAUUCACUCUUUGUUGUACAUAAGAAAGCUUACACAGGAAAGAAUACCUGUGAAUACAGUGAAUGUGGGAAGAUCUUCUGUGAUAUGUCAUCUCUCAUUGCUCAUCAGAGAACACAUCCAAGAGAGAAUCACUGUGAAUUUAAUGAAUGUAGAGAAAAUUUCUUUGAGGAAUCCAUUCUCUUUGAGCAUCAGAGUGUUCAGCCUUUCAUUCAGAAGUCAAACCUCAUUCCAAUUCGGAGAACCCACUCAAUUGACAAUAUACUUGAAUAUAAUGAAUGUGGAGCGUUUUUCAGUAAAAAGUUAGUCUUUGGUGUACAGCAGAGAACACACACAGGAGAAGAACCUUAUGAAUGUCAUGAGUGUGGAAAAACCUUCAACCAGAAGUCAGCCCACACAAGACAUCAGAGAACACACACAGGGGAAAAAUCUUGUGAAUGUCAUGAAUGUGGGAAAACUUUCUACAAGAAUUCAGACCUCAUUAAACACCAGAGAAUUCACACAGGGGAGAAACCUUUUGAAUGUCAGGAAUGUGGGAAAUCCUUCAGUGAAAAGUCUACCCUCACUCAACAUCGGAGAACACACACAGGGGAGAAACCAUAUGAAUGCCGUGAAUGUGGGAAAGCCUUCUCAUUUAAGUCCGUCCUUACUGUACAUCAAAAAACACACACAGGGGAGAAGCCCUAUGAGUGUCAUGAAUGUAGGAAGGCCUUUCUCAGAAAAUCAGACCUCAUUAAACAUCAAAGAACUCACACAGGGGAAAAACCUUAUGAAUGUAACGAAUGUGGGAAAUCCUUCUCUGAGAAGUCAACCCUUACCAAACAUCUGAGAACUCACACAGGUGAGAAACCCUAUGAAUGUAUUGAAUGUGGAAAAUUUUUCUGCUAUUACUCGGGUUUCACAGAACAUCAGAGAAGACACACAGGGGAGAAACCUUUUGGAUGUAAUGAAUGCGGGAAAAAUUUCCGUCAGAAGUCAGCUCUAAUUGUUCAUCAGAGAACUCACAUAAGACAGAAACCUUAUGAAUGUAAUGAAUGUGGAAAAUCAUUCUGUGUAAAGUCAAAACUCAUUGCACAUCAUAGAACACACACGGGGGAAAAACCCUAUGAAUGUAAUGUUUGUGGAAAAUCAUUCUAUGUGAAGUCUAAACUCACUGUACAUCAACGAACACAUUUGGGGAGAAACCCUAUAAAUGUAAUAAAUGAGGGAAAUCACUCUGGGUGAAGUCAAGAGUCUAUAGAAAAAACACAAAAGGGGAGAAAAAUCCAUUGAUACAAUGAUUUUGAAAACAUCUUUGGUCUAAAGUCUGUUCUCACAAUGUAGCAGAGACCUUAUAGAAGGGAGAGAAUGAUUUGAAGCUGUGGAAUAUAGAAAACUUUUGUGCUGGAAUUUGAACCAUACAGUAUAUCAGAAAACUCAGUGUGGAAACCUAUUGGUGAAUGAAUGUAGGGAACCUUUUGCCCAAAGCCACUUCUCACUAAACAUCAAACAAAACACAUAAGUUAGAAACCUUUGUCAACAUUCAUAGGCUAGAGAAGACUUUAUCCACAGGUUUUAGAAAAUGCACAAAUUAUAGGAAACUAUAGGAAAGCAUGUACGAUGACGUGAAAGUUUAUUAGACUUGUGUUAAGUGCUUAAAGUAGCAUUUGGUGGAUGUUGGAAGUUACUAGAGAAAAUACUUUAAAUAUGUGGAAGCUUUAAGUUAAACUCUAAGCUUAUACAUCAGAGAUUUUGAGUUGAAGGGUUGCUAGCAAUUUAGGAAAUGUGGAGAAUGUUUUCAUUUAGAAAUAACAUUUUAUUUUUGUUAAGAUACACUUUGGCCCAUUGCCAGGUCCGUUGUUCCCCUCUGUUGAAGGUAUUACUAUUUUUGCCCCACCUUUUCUAAUAAAGAUACCCAGGAUGUUUAGGGUAUUAGCUGUGAAAACACACCACACUGGGACCAGCAGUUGUAAGCAUAUCAGAGGUUUACUCCUCAGGCAUAUGCAGAGCAAGCGGAGACUUUUAGCAAGAGGAUCCACCCACAGGACUUUCUGAUGUCCAGGUAAAAGAUUUUGGAGCUGGUGACACAAGAGGAGCUUGCCAGCAGGAUGUUAGUGAUUCUGAAACAGACUGAUUUUGAGUGGCUCAUCCUGGAAUAGUGGAUCAGAGGGGAAGGGUGAGUUGCUGUGCGUGCAGCUUAGUGAAUGUAGUGGAAGUGAGUGUGGAGCAUAGGUGGUCUCUGUCCCGGCAAGUGUCAUCCUGUUGUGAGAGACUUACUGUACCCAGCUCUAGUUCUCCACAUACUUAACACCUUUUAUAUGUAACAAUUUCCAAAAAAUGAAACAUUUAUAUAUGAAAAUGUGUUCUUAAUUGUAAAGCUUUAGGGGUGCCUCGGUGGCUCAGUCAUUAAGCGUCUGCCUUCGCCUCAGGGCGCGAUCCCAGCGUUCUGGGAUCG
Ailuropoda melanoleuca (giant panda) is the source of this 5530-nucleotide messenger RNA. Its product is annotated as zinc finger protein 33B. Lineage: Eukaryota; Metazoa; Chordata; Mammalia; Carnivora; Ursidae. Gene Ontology annotation, molecular function: RNA polymerase II cis-regulatory region sequence-specific DNA binding; DNA-binding transcription factor activity, RNA polymerase II-specific. The record is from RefSeq and is a predicted model, not a curated record. Gene Ontology annotation, biological process: regulation of transcription by RNA polymerase II. The transcript has 10 exons. Bases 157 to 4320 code for a protein of 1387 amino acids.